GGAAGUAGGCGUGGAUAAUGAUUGGUCAGAGGUGACUAAUUUAAUUAAUAUGCACAACACAAAACGUCUGGUCUAGAACUGAAAUUCACUGAUCUGUGGACACUGGCUAGCUAUCGCAAUCAUGGGAAGUGUACUGUCCAAAGCAGCAGUGACAGACCUUGCUCUGCAAUGGGCACUCUUCUUGGUGGCAGCCUAUUUCAAGACAGAGAAGUUCUAUGACCUGGCUGGCUCUGCAACCUUCAUUCUGCUCAGUACACAGUCCCUCAUGCACACUGGCAAGUUCUACCCUAGACAGCUCAUCCAAACUGCACUUGUAUGUGUGUGGGCCAUUCGCCUGGGUCUGUUUCUAUUUAUGAGGGUGAUGAAGGAUGGCCAUGACAGCAGGUUCAACAGAGUUCGGAAUGAUCCCAAGCGGUUCUUCAUUUACUGGACUGUGCAAGCACUAUGGAUCUUUGUGACCCUACUCCCAACGUUAAUCCUGAACUCUAAAGACGAAGACAGGCAGCUCACCACCAGGGACUACUGCGGGUGGAGCGUGUGGCUGAUUGGCAUGCUACUAGAGUCAGUUGCUGACUUCCAGAAGUACACAUUCAGGAGUAACCCUGCCAACAAAGAUGUGUGGAUUAGUCAUGGGCUGUGGAAGUAUGUGCGUUUUCCUAACUAUCUUGGUGAAAUACUGCUCUGGUCUGGAAUGUUCCUCUCUGCUUCUUCAUCAUUCAAGAGCACUGACUACAUCAGUGUGAUCUCUCCGCUUUUUGUUGGCUAUCUUCUCACCAAGCUAUCGGGUAUACCCAUACUGGAGAAACAGAACUUGAGAAAGUGGAAGGACAAUCCACAGUACAUGCAGUACUUUAGAGCAACCCCCAGACUGUUACCUUACCUCUACUAACUUUGAGGUGUGACGAUUGCAUGCGUGCCUGUUUGUUUGUAGUAUACAGUAGACAUGCAUGUUACAUGUUUGAGAAAAAUGUGUAUAUAAUUAUGCACAUAUAUGUCACCAUUUUGUGAGUUGUUCGAAAAUACAA
Messenger RNA from Halichondria panicea, 1025 nucleotides. RefSeq lists its product as uncharacterized. Gene Ontology annotation, cellular component: membrane. Gene Ontology annotation, biological process: lipid metabolic process. Bases 122 to 889 code for a protein of 255 amino acids. The transcript is spliced from 5 exons. NCBI's taxonomy places the organism in Eukaryota, Metazoa, Porifera, Demospongiae, Suberitida, Halichondriidae. The record is from RefSeq and is a predicted model, not a curated record. Gene Ontology annotation, molecular function: oxidoreductase activity, acting on the CH-CH group of donors.